Chelonia mydas (Green sea turtle) is the source of this 1017-nucleotide messenger RNA. RefSeq names its product calcium homeostasis modulator 1 (gene CALHM1). The transcript is spliced from 2 exons. Bases 1 to 1017 code for a protein of 338 amino acids. The record is from RefSeq and is a predicted model, not a curated record. NCBI's taxonomy places the organism in Eukaryota, Metazoa, Chordata, Testudines, Cheloniidae. Gene Ontology annotation, molecular function: monoatomic cation channel activity.
AUGGACAAGUUCCGAAUGAUCUUCCAGUUCCUCCAGUCCAAUCAGGAAUCUUUCAUGAAUGGCAUCUGUGGGAUCAUGGCCCUGGCCAGCGCCCAGAUGUACUCAGCCUUCGAUUUCAACUGCCCCUGCCUGCCGAGUUACAACCUGGCAUAUGGCCUGGGCAUCCUGUUCGUGCCCCCCCUGGUCUUGUUCCUCCUGGGCUUUGUGAUGAACAACAACGUGUCUGUGCUGGCAGAGGAGUGGAAGAGGCCCACGGGCAUGCGGCAGAAGGACCCGGCUGUCCUGCGCUACAUGUUCUGCUCCAUGGCCCAGCGGGCCAUGAUCGCACCCGCUGUCUGGAUCUCCGUGACGCUGCUGGACGGGAAGUGCUUCAUGUGCGCGUUCAGCACCUCGGUGCCAGUGGAGAAGCUGGGGAACGGGAGCUACACGGGCCUGUCAGAGAAGGAGGUGAGGAGGAUACUGGCCCGCAUCCCCUGCAAAGAGAUCUACAACGGGCAGGAGCUUGUGGCCAGGGAGGUGGUGGUGAGAUACCUGCGCUGCAUCUCACAGGCUCUGGGCUGGUCCUUUGUGCUGCUGGUGACCAUGGUGGCUUUCCUUGUCAGGGCCCUCCGGCCCUGCUUCACUCAAGCUGCCUUCCUGAAGAGCAAGUAUUGGUCCCACUACAUAGACAUUGAGCGCAAGCUGUUCGACGAGACUUGCACGGAGCACGCCAAGACCUUCGCCAAGGUCUGCAUCCAGCAGUUCUUUGAGGCCAUGAACAAGGACAUGGGCCUGGGGCACACCCACUCCCCUGAGGUGGCUCCCUCAGAAGUGGGGGAAGAGAAAGAGAAGCUACUGGGCAUCACAGACCAGGGGACUAUGAACAAGCUCCUGAAGAGCUGGCACAAAUGCAAGCCGCCUCUGUGCCUCCAUCAGGAGGUGUUACAGAAUGGGAACAGCUGGGUGGAGGAAAAUCAGCACCACAAUCACAUCAGUCUGCCCAAGAGGGAGAUUGUCACCUACUAUAGUAAAGUGUGA